This is a messenger RNA of Procambarus clarkii (red swamp crayfish), 4260 nucleotides long. NCBI's taxonomy places the organism in Eukaryota, Metazoa, Arthropoda, Malacostraca, Decapoda, Cambaridae. The record is from RefSeq and is a predicted model, not a curated record.
CUAAGUAAACAAGAAAUGACAGCGUUGGGAGGACGGGGAGAAAAUAUCGGGCUCACUGUCAUGGCAAUUCUCGCGGUGCUAUCAUGCAGGAUUAGCAAUUGAGUUGGGUUCCAGAUGAAGAGAGAAUGAACCCAUACCAGUACCGGGCACCUCCAGUAGGCAUCGAACUUGUUCCACGACCCUUAAAGAUGAGGCUCAUAGUUCGAGCUUUAAGCGUUAACUCAGGAUCACAUGGGAGACAUGGAACCCUCAGUCAAUUACUUGGUGUUACUACAGGAAUAGUUUUAGGUGUUGUACUUACAGCAGCUAUCAGACACUUAAUGCUCAAACCUCAUAUGUGCUUAGCUUUAAAAAAUUUGCCUAUGUAUGAUGAUAAAAAUGAUGCUUUAAGAAUAAUAGGUCUUGAUAUUAGUCAAAAUGCUCAAAAUAGUGCUAAAAAUCUACUUUUUGUUGGUGUUAUGACUGCAAACAAGUACCUGGAUACUCGUGCUAAAGCUGUAUAUGAAACAUGGGGCAAACAGUUGCCAGGAAAAAUUGCAUUCUUUUCCUCAGAAGCAUCAUCUACAAAUGUUGAUAUUCCCCUAAUUAGAUUAAGAGAUGUCGAUGAUUCGUAUCCACCACAGAAAAAGUCAUUUAUGAUGAUCAAAUAUAUGGCAGAACAUUUUGCAGAACACUUUGAAUUUUUCAUGCGUGCAGACGAUGAUAUAUAUGUCCGACCUGACAGAUUAGAGCUCUUUUUGCGGUCUGUAAACAGCACCAAAUCUCAUUUCAUUGGGCAGGCUGGCAAAGGAAAUCAAGAAGAAUUAGGGCACCUUUCACUAAAAACGGAUGAAAACUUCUGCAUGGGAGGUCCAGGUGUUAUCUUGAGUCGUAGCACAUUGUUACAAGUUGCUCCUCAUGUUCGAGACUGCUUAAAAAAUCUACGGUCUACGCAUGAAGAUGUUGAAGUGGGACGAUGUGUGAGAAAAUAUGCAAAAGUCCCAUGUACGUGGUCAUAUGAGAUGCAGAGUAUUUUGUAUCACAAUAGCAGCGGCACGGAAGCCUUUACGGGUGCACUUAAACAACGCGAGGUUCACCGAGCCAUUACCCUGCACCCGAUUAAAAACCACACUCAUCUUUAUCGACUCCAUUCUUAUAUUCAGGGUUUAAACAUACGAUCGAGUGAGGCAGAGAUAGUACGUCUCAUCCGUGAACUGGCAAAAACCAGUGAAGAGGCAGGACUACCAAUGCCCUGUCUCAAUGAACCAGCCUCUGGAGUCUUCCUUGAUCAUUUGGGCACAGAUGCAAGUCUACAAAAGUGGAUGGCAGGCUCUGAAGAGGAAGUAUUGCAUUGGGACUUUGUGAGCAAGGCAGCUUACCAACCAGGCAAUGCCAAUCCACGACAUAAACCCACUUCUGGUAUGACUGAGGGAUUGGCUGAUGCAAUACGAGAUGUGAUGGAAAUUAUUAACAGAGUCUCUAAGGAGCGAGGACGUGUGAUUGACUUUAAAGAAGUGCUGUAUGGCUACAUUAGGUGGCACCCAACACUGGCUUUAGAGUACAUCCUAGACAUGUUACUCCUCUACAAAAAAUACAGAGGGAAAAAGAUGACUGUGCCAGUUCGUAGACAUGCUUAUUUACAGGUUCCUUUUGGCCCCUUGUAUAUUCGGGAAUUUGAAAGUGGAGGACUAGAAGAAGCAUUGGAGUCUACAUCUGGGAUCCAAGAGUUAGUGGAAGUGGUUGUAAAAGGCAGCAUUAAUGACCUGUCAAAACUCCAUUAUCAAGUGCCACCUGCACAGCCUCCAAGAACUUUGCUUAAGCCAAAGAAAAUUAAUUUAAUUUUACCUCUGGCAGGAAGGUUCAAAACAUUUCAACGCUUUAUGGAUGACUUCCGGCGAGUGUGUCUUGAAGGUGAAGAGAACGUUCGGCUGGUAGUAGUGUCCUUCCGUUCCUCACUGGGGGAAGAUGACACAACAGAGGAUGUUGAGGCCCUAAUCUCCAGCCUUCAACUGGAUUAUCCUCAAACUGUGAUGACUGUUUUACAGGUGAACCCUAAAUCUGUUGAACAGAUAUCUGAUGUUUCAGGGAUGCUGGCAUAUAUCAGCAUACUAAAAAGGCAAAUUUUACAGAUUUACUACCCCAUCGUGUUCAGUGAAUUUGACCCCAAAUUUACAAGAAAAGGCAGUAAUGAAGACAAUUAUGAUCAUAGUUUGAUUAACGAGGAUGUUGGGUAUUGGCGAGCUUUUGGAUUUGGUAUCGUGGCCAUGUACAAAUCUGAACUAGAGUUAGCAGGUGGUCUAGACACAUCCAUUCUUGGUUGGGGUGGUGAGGAUGUUGAUCUCUUUGAAAAGGUGCUUAGAAGAGGGAUCCAAAUUUUCCGGUCUGCUGACCCAGGUCUCGUCCACAUCUUUCAUCACGUUGACUGUGAUCGAAACCUGGAAUCUUCACAGUACCAGAUGUGCCUAGGCACACGCUACAGUACAUAUGGUGCUCCACAUUCCCUUGUUAAAACUAUUUUGAGAAAUCCAGAAAUAUUGGCGUAUAAAAGAGCCAAUCCUUAGUCGAUAUAUAUUAAUUUUCUGUCGAGAAAUAAUUAUUCCUUACAUGAACACAUGUUGGCUUUUAGGAUUGCGAUACUUGUAAUAUAGAUACAGUUGAAAGAAUUAUCAAUAUCGGGGCCUCAACCAUUAGAGUAAAAGAGGUAAAUUGCAAGAUUUUAUGAAUCUAAUUUAUGGUUAUACUGGUACAGUCUGUUUUUUCCUGGUUUCCUAUAGUUGGGUACUUAAGACUGUUAAGCUUGAAGUUUCCCUAAACCAGCUGCUGACCUUCAAGAUACAACCCACAACAGUUGCCUAAUUCCCAAGUACCAAUUUACUAUUAAGUGAAUAAAGGCAUCGGGUGGAAAGAAAUGGUGCUGAAAUAGUCAUGUUGUACGAUGGGUAUUGAAAAUGGGACCUUUUGACUGUAACCCAACUGCAGAACCGAACCCAUCAUUCCAGUAAGUGCUGGAAUGAGUAGAUCAUUGAGAAUUCCAACAUUUAGGAAUCGUACCGAAAGGAACACAAUGAGCCGGAAAAACUAUUUAGAACUAUGUUGCAAGGUAUUCAAAAUAUGCUAAAUAUCAGGAUGCCAAUACAAGAGCAAAACGACAUAAGAUGAGCGAUGUCAAAGGCUUUGGAUUUACCAAUGAUCCUCUUGAGGGACAAGUGACUCGAGGACAUUGAAGAAAGAAGACUUAUGAUCAUCCUGAAAACUAGGCCAUUCUACAAGGGAAAGAGAGAACUGUAAGUGGAACAAUGUAGUUCAGACAUAAGCUGUAGAACAUUGUUCCAUGAAGUGCUCAUGAGUUAAGCAUGUGUAGCUUGAUACACAGCCUAGUUAGAGCUAUUUUCCACUUUGUAUUAUAGUAUUUUGGGAAGGCGAUGGAGAUAGGCCACAUUUAAGAGUACAGUAUGCAGUUAUCAGAAAUACCCGAUCAUUAAUCAUGAUGUGGUUGUGGGUUGCAGUGUGAAUGACUGGGUAGAAAUCCAAAUAAGGAAUCCCUUUGUUGAAGAUGGGACAGGCAUGAAUAGCCUCCUUAGCAGUGUUGCCCAUCUGCAAAUUCAUUUGAGAGAGGACCAACAUGAGUGGGUACCUCACAAAAUGUAAGUGUCUUGAAUCUGCUAAGAUAAGGAAGAGCCAGCAUUGGAUAUUUACCAUUAGAGAUCUUAGAAUAUAAGAAUGAAGGUAACUGCAGAAGGCCUAUUGGCCCAUACGAGGCAGCUCUUAUUUUUAUCCACUCAAUCUCAUUCAUAUAUAUGUGUAACCUACGCUUGAAACAAUUAAGGGAUCCUAAUUGUAUUAUGUUACGCGGUAGGUUGUGAAUGUUACAAUAGUCAUGUGAAGGGUUAAAAAGACUAAGAGCCAUCAGGGUACUGUGAGUCAGGCACAAUAGCAGAGUAACAUUGGUGCAUAAAAAGCAGCUGGUAUAGAACAUACAGAAUUGCUUAAUGUACUGCUAUCAAAAUGCUAAUCUUCAGGAGAAGGUACAACAUGCAGUAUACAUAUGAUGAAGUAAAAUGAUUAAGCAGCCCAUAUCAUUGGCUGAAUUAGACCCAUCUGUGAGCAGAGUAGUAGGGUGUGAAAUGCAGAAAUGUUUUGACAGAACAUUUAAUAACAGUAGAGGGGGUAAAAGCGUUGACCAUGCAGGCCAGGGAAACAAGUUAGGUCUUCUGGCUCGCACAUUGGCAUUCGAAAUGACCUCUAGAAACUUUUCAAUAUUCUGUUGCCAGUGUGUAUAUA